Molecule: messenger RNA, 2882 nt
Organism: Cicer arietinum (chickpea)
Lineage: Eukaryota; Viridiplantae; Streptophyta; Magnoliopsida; Fabales; Fabaceae
Product: FT-interacting protein 1-like
Source: RefSeq, a predicted model, not a curated record
UUGUUGUUAGCUGCUUAAAUCUUUAGCUACCUAUUACAAAAGCAUAAUAAGCACUGUUCCAAAAUCCAUAACACUUCAAUCCUAUUUAGAAUCACAAACUUUUCUUUCCUUAGAGAUACUUUGGUUACCAAAAAAAAGGUCUCAUUUUAGAAACAUUGAUAGUUUUCAAGAAUCAAUAGAAUAGAAAAAGAGAACCAAACAACUACACAAAUGAUUUCAAUAAAGAGAAGAGAAAGAGGUAAUCCAGUUACAAUGCAAUCACUUAAUCCUCAAGUUCAACAACUACAUCAUGGUAGUAGCAAUCAUCAUGAAGAAGACUACAAUCUUAAGGACACGAAUCCGCAACUUGGGGAGCGAUGGCCUAGCAGUGGAGCUUAUGGUGUUAGAGGAUGGAUGAGUGGUGGUGAAAGAUCAACAAGUACAUAUGAUCUUGUUGAGCAGAUGUUUUAUCUUUAUGUUCGCGUAGCGAAAGCGAAGAAUUUAUCUCCGAACACACUCACUUCAAGUUGUGAUCCUUAUGUUGAAGUGAGGCUAGGUAACUAUAAAGGAAGAACAAAGCAUGUUGAUAAGAAAUUGAAUCCUGAGUGGAACCAAGUUUAUGCUUUUUCCAAAGAUCAAAUUCAAUCUUCUGUUUUGGAAGUGAUUGUGAAAGAUAAGGAAAUGGUUGGUAGAGAUGAUUACAUUGGAAGAGUUGUUUUUGACCUAGAUGAAGUUCCGACUAGGGUUCCACCAGAUAGUCCAUUGGCUCCUCAAUGGUAUAGACUUGAAGACAGAAGAGGUGAAGGGAAAGUUAGAGGUGAUAUUAUGCUUGCUGUUUGGAUGGGAACACAAGCUGAUGAAGCUUUUUCAGAUGCUUGGCAUUCUGAUGCUGCUACUGUCUAUGGAGAUGGUGUUUUUAACAUUAGAUCAAAGGUUUAUGUGUCGCCGAAACUAUGGUAUUUGAGGGUCAAUGUGAUUGAAGCACAAGAUGUUAUUUCGAGCGACAGAAACCGCCUGCCAGAGGUUUUCGUCAAAGCUCAGAUGGGCUGCCAAGUACUGAGAACUAAGGUAUGUCCAGCUAGAUCAACUACACCACUUUGGAAUGAAGAUUUAGUUUUUGUGGCAGCUGAGCCAUUUGAGGAGCAAUUGACAAUUACUGUGGAGGAUCAUGUGCACCCUUCGAAAGACGAGGUACUCGGAAAGAUAAUCUUACCAUUGACCCUAUUUGAGAAGCGUCUAGACCACAGACCGGUUCAUUCUCGAUGGUUCAAUCUGGAGAAAUAUGGUUUUGGAAUGAUGGAAGGUGAUAGGAGGAAUGAGCUUAAAUUUUCCAGCAGGGUUCACAUGAGAAUUUGCCUUGAAGGUGGAUACCAUGUCUUAGAUGAAUCAACUUUGUAUGCAAGUGAUCAUAGACCAACAGCUAGACAACUAUGGAAGCAACCUAUUGGAAUGCUUGAAGUAGGGAUCUUAGGAGCACAAGGACUUCUUCCUAUGAAGAUGAACAAUAGCCGCGGCAGCACCGAUGCAUACUGCGUAGCAAAGUAUGGCCAGAAAUGGAUCAGAACUAGAACAAUUCUUGACACUUUUAGUCCUAAAUGGAAUGAGCAAUACACAUGGGAAGUUUAUGAUCCUUGCACUGUAAUAACACUAGGUGUUUUUGAUAAUUGCCAUUUAGGUGGAGGAGAUAAAGUUCCUAGUGGUGGUAGAAAUAAUGCAGCCAAAGAUUCAAGAAUUGGAAAGGUAAGGAUUAGGCUCUCGACACUUGAAGCUCAUAAAAUUUACACAAAUUCUUAUCCACUUCUUGUUUUGCACCAACAUGGUGUCAAAAAAAUGGGUGAGCUUCAACUAGCAUUGAGGUUCACUACUCUCUCAUUAGCUAACGUGGUUUAUAUUUAUGGUCAACCUUUGCUUCCUAAGAUGCAUUAUAUAAGUCCUUUCACAGUUAACCAAGUUGAAAAUUUAAGGUACCAAGCUAUGAAUAUUGUAGCUAUGAGACUUGGUAGAGCUGAACCUCCUCUUAGGAAAGAGGUAAUUGAAUACAUGUUGGAUGUUGAUUCACAUAUAUGGAGCAUGAGAAGAAGCAAGGCGAACUUCUUUCGCGUGAUGUCGCUUUUUUCUAACAUGAUCACAAUGGGAAAAUGGUUCAACCAAGUUUGCAAUUGGAAAAACCCCAUCACAUCGGUACUAGUUCACAUUUUGUUUCUGAUAUUAAUUUUAUAUCCAGAAUUGAUUCUUCCAACAUUGUUCCUUUACAUGUUCUUGAUUGGUUUGUGGAACUAUCGGUUUCGUUCACGAAACCCACCUCAUAUGGAUACAAAACUGUCAUGGGCUGAAGGAGUUCAACCGGACGAACUUGAUGAAGAGUUUGAUACUUUUCCCACUUCUAAAUCCCAUGAUGUUGUUAGAAUGAGAUAUGAUAGGCUUAGAAGUGUAGCAGGAAGGAUUCAAACUAUUGUUGGAGAUAUAGCUACACAAGGAGAGAGGUUUCAUUCUCUACUAAGUUGGAGAGAUCCAAGAGCAACUAGUCUCUUUGUAGUGUUCAGCUUGUGUUCAGCAGUCAUUCUAUAUGCAACACCACCAAGAGUGGUGGCUUUGGCAGCUGGUUUGUACUUUUUGCGGCAUCCUAAGUUUCGAAGCAAGUUGCCUUCUGUUCCAAGCAACUUCUUCAAGAGGCUACCGGCUAGAACAGAUAGUAUGCUGUGAUGUAUACAUAGUUUCAAACUUCAGAAUGGAUGGUUUAUUUUCUUUAUAGUGUAUUUAACUGAUCAAGAUCUAUCUUCAGACAAUGUUACAUGAAAAAAAGUUUAGAUGCUAAAUUAGUACUGUGCAUCACUGAAUCCAUACAUUGUAAAAAUAAUUUAAUUGUGGUUAUAUGGAAAUUGCUUACAUUUGAUUUGUAUAAA